This is a messenger RNA of Linepithema humile (Argentine ant), 1039 nucleotides long. RefSeq lists its product as uncharacterized. The record is from RefSeq and is a predicted model, not a curated record. Lineage: Eukaryota; Metazoa; Arthropoda; Insecta; Hymenoptera; Formicidae.
UCGUACAGUCAACAACGGACCGUAUCAAAUAAUAAAUGUUAAAAAUCUUUCGUUUUCGCGGGGUUUUGUCCAAGUGUCAACCCGUGCGAUUCUACGGAGUACAAAUAAAUCAAAAUAUUGAUUUAAAAAAAGCGAUUGAAUCAAUGGCAUGCGUCAAACAACCAGGCCAACCACCCAAAGUUUGGCAAUUGCUUGAAAAAGUAGGCAAAGAUGGAAAACCAUUGAAAUUCACAAUUCAAGAGAUUCCUGAGGACAGAUACGAAGAAGCAAUUCAACACAUGUGCAAAAAUUUUGUGGCCGACGAACCGACCUGCGAAUGUUGGAAUUCCAAAAAUGAUCCUCUAUUUUUAAAAGAUAUAUCUACAUUAUGGACCAUAUUAUUCACACAAAACAUAUCGAUAGCCGCUUUCAUCGACAAUCCCGAUGGCGGGAAACCUAUAAUCGCCGGCAUGAAUGCUUUAGGUGUUUCGAUUAAAGACCAUAAAGACGGUAUCGCAGAAUACAAGUUCACGUCACCAAUCUGUAAAAAUACAUUCGAACUAAUAGGCGAUGCAACUAAAAUAGCAUAUGAACGUUACGGUGUAAACAAAUAUCUGAAUGCUAUUGGACUUAGUGUAGAACCCAGCUACCGAGGGUACGGAUUAGGCACAGAUCUGCUAAAAACCAGGGAUCAAAUCGCUCGUGAGUAUGACAUUCCGGCGACAUGCACGGUAUUCACAUCGCUAUUCUCACAAAAAUCGGCGGCGAAUGCGGGAUUCGAGCCGCUCGUAGAAAGAAAAUUCGCCGACAUAGUGGACAAGAACGGAAAGGAGCACUUCCCCGGUAUCAAAUCCGAAUCAUAUAUAGUCAUGGGGAAAAAGUUCUCUUAGUGUAAUCACGUGUAAAACACGCAAGAAUUAUACAAAGUAAAUCGUUUAAUUUUGUGACGUAAAAUCAUUUUUGUAAUUUUUAUUACGAACUGUUCGAUAUAUUCAUUGUAUUUGUUUGUUUGUAUUGUUUUGACGUGUAAUAUGAAUAACAAUGAGAAGGUCUUUUUCGA